UUACAUUUCUGAAACUCUAUGGUGUUUUAGAGACAUUGCAGGGGGUGUCAUUAGCGGACCAGAAAUGUAUUGUCAAUUCAUUAACAUGUGACCUAUGCUGGUCCGGAAGAACGGCUCUGGAACCGAUGUUGCCGGAAAAUCAGCCUUCAAUCUGUAUAUGAAGAGGGACAUUUUGUUGGGUUAUUGAGAACAAAUGUGGGGCGAAUCGUAAAGAUCUUCAAUGUUUGGAAUCAGCCAGACGUGAUCCUGUCCACGCUGAACUUCCAUGAACUGUAUGGUCCCAGGGGUUUGUUGGAAGCGAGGACCUUGACAGUUUCCUUGUGCAGCUCAUUGACAUUUUAGACUGACGUGCAAAACAUAAAGUGCUGGAGGAACUCAGCAGGACAGGCAACAUCUGCGGGGGGAAAGGGGUCGGGACCUUCUUCACGCUGUCUUUUUGCCCAGGACUCCAGCCGAUCCAGUCUCUUGCGUUUCCACCGCGCUCGCGUGAUAGCGAUUUAUUUCCUGGACUAUUACAGAAGUUUAAACUUGGCGCAGUUACCCCCGGAAAAGUGAAACCAACCUAUAAGCACUUACGUCCAAAUAUUAUACUUACGUCCUUCCUCAAACUCAAGCCACUACUUGACCAGGAGAGCCCCCUGUUCCGAGGGUUACAUUAUCCAGUGUGAACAAGAUUUUAGAUUAAUUUUCAAAACGAAGACAAUCGCAGUGAGGAUCGCCUCACGCUGUUCCCGUCCGAAACCUUUCGAGGCAACGCAAAACUCACGAAGGUGAAGAUGGCUACUGUCAAAAAACGGACUUUGCUGAAAAUAAGUGAAGAGCUGGAUGAAGAGGAGGUGAAGGACAUGAGAUUCUUAUGCAGUGACCACAUUCCAACAGGCAAACGGGUGGAGAAUGCCCAAGAUCUAUUUAAAUUACUAGAGGAACUAAAUCUGGAUAUUUGUUAUGAACUCUUAUAUCAAAUUAAGCGAUAUAAAUUGCUUUCUGAUCUAGAAAUUCAUGAUAUGGAGCAGUUCUUGAAACAACCAGGGAAUUGUAAAAUCUCAAAUUACAGAGUUCUGAUUUACAACAUUUCCAAAGAGAUUGAUGUUAAAGAGCUCAAUAGCAUAAUUUAUGUCUUGAAUAUACCCAAGGGAAAAUGCAAAUCUCUUAUGAAUUUGAUGGAUCUUUGCACUGAAUUGGAAAAAGAAGGAAAAAUUUCACCGAAUGACCUACAGCUUUUGCUGAAUGCCCUGGACGGAAUUAAAAGAAGAGAUCUGAAGAAGAAAGUGGAAAUCUAUCUGAAUGAUGCAAUAGUUGUAUGUCCACUUCAAGAAAGCAGGAAGCAACAAGGACUUGAAAUGUGUACCCAGGAUACGGACCAAAAGAUCAGAUGCCCUGCUGAGGUUGAUGCCAGGCCAAUUAUUUCAUCAGGAACCAACACUCACCAAGAGGUUCAGCAAACUCCAUCUAUUGUGGAUGACCCAACAGCUGAAAAUACAAAUGUCCAGGGAGAAGAAUGUUCAUCUGCAGAGCAAAUUGUACGUCCACUUCAAGAAAGCAGGAAGCAACAAGGACUUGAAAUGUGUACCCAGGAUACGGACCAAAAGAUCAGAUGCCCUGCUGAGGUUGAUGCCAGGCCAAUUAUUUCAUCAGGAACCAACACUCACCAAGAGGUUCAGCAAACUCCAUCUAUUGUGGAUGACCCAACAGCUGAAAAUACAAAUGUCCAGGGAGAAGAAUGUUCAUCUGCAGAGCAAAACACCUCAACAGCUUCCUCGUCAGACGUUAUGGCUGGCACUUUACAAAGUCUUUCCAUCAGUACAAAUUCAAAGCCUAUUGAAGAAUACAAAAUGGACAGUACACCACUUGGAAUCUGUUUAAUAUUAAACAACAACGUGUUUACUGAUACAAAAUACCGCAAAAGAAAUGGCACAGAUCAUGAUGCAGAAAAAUUGAAAAAAGUAUUUGAAGACUUGGGGUUUGAAGUGCACAGGCACAAUAACUCGACUGCGAAAGAAAUAGAGAACAUAUUGAAACAUUAUCAGACGUUUGAUCAUAAUGCCAUGGAUUGUUUUGUGUGUUGCAUCCUAUCUCAUGGUGAAAAAGAUAUAAUUGUGGGAACUGAUGGCAAACGUCUUCAAAUCAGCGACAUAAGAUUCUGGUUUUCAGGGUCCCAGUGUCCCUCACUGCUGCGAAAACCCAAGAUUUUCUUCAUUCAAGCUUGUCAAGGUACAAGAAAACAAAAAGCCUGCUUCAUCACUGGCGGGGACUCUGACCUCGAAACAGAUGCAUCAGUCCCUGAGGACAGGGAUUUUUUGUUUGCAAUAUCUACAGUUCCUGACUUUGUCUCAUAUAGGACACAAGAAGGCUCUUGGUUCAUUCAAACUCUGUGUACCUGUUUGGAAGAAUAUUGCUGCAAAAAAUAUGACCUACUUAUGAUCCUGACUGAAGUGAAUCGAAGAGUGAGCGAGAGAAAUGUAGAUGCCAAGCAAAUCCCAGAGCCACGAUUUACCCUAUCCAAGAAGCUUGUGAUUUUGCCUUUAUCUCUAAGAACAUGUAAACAAGUAGCUGAUUCAACUUCAGUCUCAUGAAAAAACAAAAUCACAUUUUCUAUAAAGCAAACACACAAUUAAAAAGUUCCAGAAAAUAAAAGAUUGUCAAAGAUUUGUGCAAAGAAUAA
Molecule: messenger RNA, 2662 nt
Organism: Leucoraja erinaceus (little skate)
Lineage: Eukaryota; Metazoa; Chordata; Chondrichthyes; Rajiformes; Rajidae
Product: caspase-8-like
Exons: 12
Coding region: 777-2573 (598 amino acids)
Biological process (GO): negative regulation of extrinsic apoptotic signaling pathway via death domain receptors; proteolysis
Molecular function (GO): protein binding; cysteine-type endopeptidase activity
Source: RefSeq, a predicted model, not a curated record